Molecule: messenger RNA, 1314 nt
Organism: Haliotis rubra (blacklip abalone)
Lineage: Eukaryota; Metazoa; Mollusca; Gastropoda; Lepetellida; Haliotidae
Product: solute carrier family 49 member 4-like
Exons: 8
Coding region: 1-1314 (437 amino acids)
Biological process (GO): transmembrane transport
Cellular component (GO): intracellular membrane-bounded organelle; membrane
Molecular function (GO): transmembrane transporter activity
Source: RefSeq, a predicted model, not a curated record
AUGGACGACCCACACACGCCAUUGCUAGAGUCAACGACUGGUUACGAUGUUCAAACUCCUUCUAUACUGAAACACAAGCCUCCACCCAGACAUAGCAGACUAAACAACCCAUGUGUUGCCAUACCCGACAAGACAGAUGUAGAUGUACAAGUUGGCUUGAGGUUAAAGGUCUACAGCAGACGGUGGUACAUCCUCAUCGCCUAUGCGUUCAUGGUCGGUCUACAAUCUCUGGUCUGGAACACGUUCCAGCCUAUUUCCAAAACAGCCAUGUUUGCCUUUGAGUGGACACGGACAGACAUCACUGUCAUCGCCAACUGGGGUCCCAUCAUGUUCUUCUUCUUCAUGCCCUUGUACUCGUGGCUGCUGGACACUAAAGGUUUGAGAGUGUCGUGUCUUCUCGGGCUCUUCUCCAUCACACUAGGGUGUGCCAUCAGGUGUAUUACUUCAGACCCCCCUUGGGUCAGAUGGACAAUGCACCUAGGACAACUGUGUAAUGGCCUGGCUAGCCCUGUGAGUACUGCAGCGCCCCCUGUGUUGUCCUCGCUCUGGUUUCCCCCUCAUGAACGUACCACCGCCACCGCCCUCGCCGCCAUGUCAAAGUUUGUAGCCCUGGCUGGGUCCUUCAUUGUAGAUCCACCAGUUACAGAAUUAAGGGCGGAUAUUAUGCACCUGAUGUACAGUGAGGCUGGCGUCGCUGUAUUGCUGACGUUGAUUGUAUUGCUGUACUUCCCGAGACGUCCACCAUUGCCACCCAGUGCAUCUGCUGCCAUCAGGAGGGAAGGUUUCUUACAGGGUCUGAAAGACCUCCGACAUCACCCUAGUUUCUGGCUUCUGUCGUGUCUCUACAUGAUAUCCGGGGGGAGCAGCGCCGCCUGGGUGGGGACCCUCAGUCUCAACCUGAAGCCCACGGGCGUCACCCAGAAGCAGGCCGGCUGGAUCGGCUUCUACUCUUUUGUGGCAAUGUGUGUCUCAGUUCUACUCACAGCAAGACUGGGUGACAGGUUUCCCCGCCACAUGAAGUGGUUUAUCUCUGGCCUCAGUCUCAUCACGGCCUGCUGCUUCCUACCCGUCACCAUGGCAUGCACUAAAGUCAUCACCUUGUCACUCCGUGAGUACACCCUCCCCGUCACCAUGGCAUGCACUAAAGUCAUCACCUUGUCACUCCGUGAGUACACCUCCCCCGUCACCAUGGCAUGCACUAAAGUCAUCACCUUGUCACUCCGUGAGUACACCCUCCCCAUCACCAUGGCAUGCACUAAAGUCAUCACCUUGUCACUCCGUGAGUACACCUCCCGUCACCAUGGCAUGCACUAA